This is a messenger RNA of Aspergillus homomorphus CBS 101889, 1398 nucleotides long. Its product is annotated as Frag1/DRAM/Sfk1 family protein. The transcript is spliced from 4 exons. The record is from RefSeq and is a predicted model, not a curated record. Gene Ontology annotation, cellular component: plasma membrane. Bases 295 to 1122 code for a protein of 275 amino acids. NCBI's taxonomy places the organism in Eukaryota, Fungi, Ascomycota, Eurotiomycetes, Eurotiales, Aspergillaceae.
CCCCCCCUCCUUUGGGUCACCUUUACUCCCUCCUAUUUGUAUUCUCUUGCGUCCUCUAUCUUCUUCAUCUGCUGUCGUUCGAUAUCCUUUGCUUCAAGCUCUUCAAGCUUGGCACCGCAUCGGCAGGCUUAAGCCACUUCCGCCCUUUCCGUUCCAGCCGAUCGCUUGACCAAGGUUUACUCUACUUUUUACAGAAAUACUCUCAUCAGCCUGUGCUGGUCUCUCGGUGAGGAGCUAAAGAACGAACAUAUACAGCGCAAAUACCUCAGCGCAAGAAUACUGUAUUGAAUAACGAUGUGGAUCAUCUCAUUCUGGGUUUUCCCGGUCGUCUCAGCAUGCACCUGGAUCGCCAUGCUAAUCGCUAUGCUGGCAACCUGGGCUCGAGAAGGUAGCCCUAUUUACGAAAGUAUGGAAUCCGGUCAGACCAUAGCUUAUAUCUCAGACGUCGGCGCACAGGGUCUCAAGCCAUUGUUCAUCGCAGGGAGCUGCGUAACCGUCGUCUUCCUCGACCUCUCUUUCCUUUCUGAACGAUGGCUUCGACACGCCGGCCAGUUAGUACCCAACAAGGGCCUCUUCGAUAAGUGCUGCGCGAUCGCCUCGAUCUGCUUCUCCGUCGCCGGCGCGUUAGGGCUAAUCCUGCUCUCAAUUUACGAUACCUUGCGGCAUCCGCACAUGCAUGAUGGGUUCCUGGUGAUGUUUCUGGUCGGCUACCUCAUCAGCGCGAUCCUCAUCUGCUGCGAAUACUGGCGCUUGGGCAUCUUCUACCGCUCUCAACAUCGCAUUCUCCUGGCCAGUUUCUGCGUCAAGCUCGCUUUUGUGAUCAUCGAGAUUGCUCUAGCGAUCGCAUUUGGGGUUCUAGGCCGAAAAGGCGGGCAUUAUCGCAAUACCGCUGCGGUUUUGGAAUGGGUGAUCGCUUUGAUUUUCACAUUCUAUGUCCUAUCCUUCGUGAUCGAUUUACUACCAUCUGUCCGUACUCGGAAACACGUACCGCAGGGCGAGAAGUUGAUCCGGAACGGACACGCCUAUGCCAGCAACAGCAGCGACGGAGGGACGUACGAGGAGCCCGUCACGACAGAUUCGGCGGGACCGAAUGCCAGUUACUACCGCGGCCAGCGAAUAUAAUAAAGGACCCCGUCAUUAUUUCCCGAGCGGCCUAGGGACAAGAAUUGCUUUUUGAUUGUUCAUUGCACAUAUAAAGUCACACAUGUGAGACGAGGCGAUAAUAUCUACGAUACCCUGUGGGUCCUUUUGUUCUUUAGAGUCUGAUUUCUUGUUCUGUCAUUAUAUCUCAACCUUGGUUAUUGUAAUAGGGUCAAUUUUGGGUGGGAGUCCAUUUGUUCUGCCUACCCGAGUUUUGCCGGUCCUUGUUGGAUACAAAGCAAAGAAUGGAGCAAGUCG